This is a messenger RNA of Adineta steineri, 516 nucleotides long. Lineage: Eukaryota; Metazoa; Rotifera; Eurotatoria; Adinetida; Adinetidae. The record is from the annotation of a GenBank genome assembly.
AUGGAUUUAUUAUUAUUUUUUCAAACAAUUCGUCAUAUAUAUUUAAAUUAUCAUUUUGGUGAAAGAUCAUCCCGAUGGAUAAAUUCAACUUUAACUCGUCAUUUUCAAUUUUCUUUUCGAAUGAUAAUUGCAUUUUCUCUUGCUUCUUUUCUAACAUAUGGAACAAAUUUAAAAAAUCAUCUUUCAUUAUUAUUUAUGAUUCCAAAUAUAACAAUAUUAUUAAUACAAGAAACAUUUGGAUUAACAUUAUCAACAAAUAUUCAAUUAAUGUUAAUUAUAAUUCCAUUAUCAAUAUUUUUAUAUAUCCUUCAAAACUUUCAUCUUAUUUAUUAUCAUUAUUUAUUAAGUGAAUUUUUUUAUUUAUUUUCGUCAUUCAUAAUAUCAUAUCAAUGUACACAAAUUCCAACAAGAAAAUUAAGUUUAUUAUUUAAUUCACUUUUUUUUGUUACAAUAAUAAAUCAAAAAAAUCUUCCAAAAUUUUUUGCAUUUCAAUUACUUGAAAUAUUUUUAAUUUGA